AUGGAGACAACAUUGAAGGCCCAGCUGGCUCUUCUUGACCCAAGGGCCUUGAAAAAUGGCAUCUUUGCUAUCAAAAAGGGUUAUCAGAUCAAAUUGAACACUUUCUCCCAGACCCAUGUCUCCAACAACAGCAAUUCAAAGGGCUCCCUGAUUCUUGUCACGGGAGCCAAUGGGUACAUUGCUUCUAAUAUUGUCGAUCUCUUAUUAGAGCUAGGCUACCGAGUCCGCGGGACCGUUCGCGAGCACAAGCCGUGGCUGACUGAACUCUUUGAGAAAAGACAUGGCAAGGGCUGCUUCGAGACGGUUGUCACAGCUAACAUGGAGGAGCCAGGAGCAUUUGACGACGCGAUGCAAGACACUGCCGGGGUCAUCCACGUCGUAGCUUCCAUUGUCUUUAUGAAUCCGGACCCUAGCGCUGUUAUUCCAAAUGUAGUGAGGGGGACGGAAAGCAUACUCACAAGUGCAUCGAAGCACGCAGCGAUAAAAAGAUUCGUCUUGACUUCGUCUUCAACCGCGGCUCUCAUCCCGAAACCCAACGAGAAAUGUACCGUUACAGAGGGUAUGUAUUUCGCUGUUGCCAUCGCGUCACAAGAGCCCGUUGAUCCCAACCUACAGUUAGAUACGUGGAACGAUGACGCGGUCAAGGCUGCGUGGAGCGAGAGCACGCCGGCCGCGCACAAGCCCUACGUGGUCUACGCCGCGUCAAAGACGGAGGGUGAGCGAGCUGCGUGGAACUGGAUGAGAGAAAAUAAGCCGCAUUUCGUCAUGAACGCGGUUUUGCCCAACGUCAACUAUGGGCGUGUUCUUUCGCCCCAAAUGACAGCGUCGACGAUGGGCCUCGCACGGAGGCUCCUGCAAGGGGACAAGACGGCUUUGCAUCUCUUGCCACCGCAAUGGUACGUGGACGUGCAGGAUACGGCCCGUCUUCACGUCAUUGGGCUUCUCGAUCCAGCGGUGAGAGACGAGCGCUUAUUUGCGUUUGCGGGCCCUUAUAACUGGACAGACGUUAUUCAAGUAUUCCGUAGACUUCGUCCACAGAGCAAACUCCCCCCGGCCCCGGAAAAUGAGGGCCGCGACUUGAGUGAUGUGAAGCCCGCCAAGAGGGCUGAGCAACUACUCAUGGAUUUUUUUGGGUUGCCAGGCUGGACAAGUCUGGAAGAUAGUCUCGCCGACGGUAUUGACGGCGUUGGUGAGUCGGAUGCUCCGGGUCCGUGA
This is a messenger RNA of Metarhizium brunneum ARSEF 3297, 1215 nucleotides long. The record is from RefSeq and is a predicted model, not a curated record. Lineage: Eukaryota; Fungi; Ascomycota; Sordariomycetes; Hypocreales; Clavicipitaceae.